AUGAAGAGCACAUAUAGUGGUGUUCUGUACUUUAUUGACUGUCUGGCUACUAUUCGAAGUUUUUACUUGAUAAGACUAGUUUUUACAAUUGAUGACAAUAAAUCAGAUAAGAAAAUAUUUUGUUUACAUGAUGCAACAUCAUCAUACAGCAAACUCACAAAUUUUGACAUCAAAUCUAUGAAUCCAUUUUUAUGCAGAAAUUUAAUAUAUGGAUAUAUUGGAAUAUCACAAAAUGGUGUUAUUGAUCUACGAAGCACUGAAUUUAAUAAAGACAUGGAUAAUAGUACUAGAUUUCGAAAUAAAAUGAAUUAUUUAAAAAGUAUUAAUCAGAAUAUGCAAAUUUUAGCGGGUAUCGGUGGUUGUUCUUUUCCAGAUGAAACAACAGAAAAUUUACUGUUUUCUAUUGAAACAACAACUAAAAGAAGUAAAAUGAUAAAUAAUAUUUUGAAAUUUGGUCAACAACAUCAUUUUAAUGGUUUUGCCUUACAUUUAUGCAAUCCAGAGUUUUCGAUUGAGAGCGAUAAUUUAAAUAAUUUUAGAAAAUUGUUUAGUACCUUUUUAAAAGCCUUUAAACAAAUGUUACAUGCUAAAAAUUUAAUUUUAGUUACAAUAAUUCAAAGUGAAAUUCCAACGAUUGUUUAUCAUCCAAAACAUGUAUCGAAUUUUUCCGAUUAUGUCUUGUUAACAACAUAUGAUUUCGAUAAAUUUAAAAUGAAUGAAAACAUUAAUAUUCACAACGCCCUCUAUAAAAAUCCACAAGACUUAGAUGCGAAAUCGAAUGCAGAUUAUGCUAUAAAAACGUGGAUUGCAAAAGGUGGUAAAGCUGAAAAUCUUUUGAUGGGAAUAUCACCGCACGGACGCUCUUUUAAUAUUAAAUUUCAAAAUAAAACAGAACCUGGUUCACCCAUUAAGUGGAAUGAUAAUAGUGAAAUUAAUAGUAAUAAUUUUAUACCUUACAAUCAAUUAUGUAAAAGGCUUGAUUUAUCUAAUUGGAUUAUUAAAUGGCAAGAAGAUCAAAAAGUUCCAUAUGCUUAUAAAAAUUUCAAAUGGAUUAGUUUUGAAAACAGAAGAAGUAUUGAAGUAAAAGCUGAAUAUAUUAUUAAAAAUAAUUUAGCAGGUGGUGGUUUUAUGAAUGUAGAAAACGAUGAUUUUGAAGGCACUUGCGGUAAACCAAAUUACCCUUUAAUAAGAAUAUUAAAUCAAAAAUUGAUUGGUGUUGAUAUCGAAGAUAGAUUUGAUGAAGAUAGAAAAAUUAAAAAAGAAAUUGUAAUACUAAUUAAGUUUUCAAGAAAAAAUAUAAAUGCCAUGAGUGAAUCAUCAGAAAAAAAUAUUGCUUGA
Messenger RNA from Condylostylus longicornis, 1338 nucleotides. Its product is annotated as chitinase-3-like protein 2. The transcript has 7 exons. Gene Ontology annotation, cellular component: extracellular region. The coding region runs from base 1 to 1338 and encodes 445 amino acids. Gene Ontology annotation, biological process: carbohydrate metabolic process; chitin catabolic process. Lineage: Eukaryota; Metazoa; Arthropoda; Insecta; Diptera; Dolichopodidae. The record is from RefSeq and is a predicted model, not a curated record. Gene Ontology annotation, molecular function: chitin binding; chitinase activity.